Messenger RNA from Phytophthora infestans T30-4, 1143 nucleotides. RefSeq lists its product as uncharacterized. The transcript has 2 exons. The record is from RefSeq and is a predicted model, not a curated record. NCBI's taxonomy places the organism in Eukaryota, Oomycota, Peronosporomycetes, Peronosporales, Peronosporaceae. Bases 1 to 1143 code for a protein of 380 amino acids. Gene Ontology annotation, molecular function: protein dimerization activity.
AUGCAAGGAUGCUUGGCAUCUUUGCUUCGCGUUCAAUCAGCUCUGUACCGCCAAUACAAAACCAAUAGUGACUUUCCAAGUCAGCUGCGUGUUUUUGGUGAGUCUCUAUUUUGGGAAGAGCUAAAAGAAGCAGAAGCCGUUAUCGCGCCAAUAUCUUACGCAUCGUUUCGUCUUCAGCGAGAUGAGAAUACCCUGGGAGAUGUCGUGCAAUCAUUUCGGGAAAUUUAUGAGGGUUUCCAGCAACAUCUUGUCCGUCGUAACAAACUAGUUGAGUGCGUUGAGCAUCGUUGGGCGCAGUGUGAGCAGCCCCUGUUUAUGCUUGGCUUUGCACUACAUCCAGUGUACGCCGAGAUCGCCCGAGAGUUACCUGAGACCGCUGUAUCGGGAACCGGCACGUUGUGCAAGAUUGCUGUUUACUAUUUCCGGCGACUGUUUGCUACUGAGGAUAUUUGCGAGAUACGACGUGAUAUGCUGGCCUGGAUGAAAGGUCGCUUUACCCGAACGAAGCCUAGCGAGUUUCCCAAUGUACCAUGGGAGUACUGGGAGGUUCUCUCUAUUGCAGUAAAUACUGCCACAUGCGAGCGUCUUUUUAGUGAGCUUGGCGUAAUUCACACUGCAAAGCGCAAUCGUAUGGCUCCAACUAAAGUCCUCGAUUAUCACAUCAUUGCCAAGCAUGUUCGCAAUCGGUCUAAAAAGAUUGAUUCCGGGGAUCCAAGGAAAAAGCUUCUUAUUUCUCCCAUUGAGAGAGAAAUUAUAAUGGAUGCUACGAGCAGAUCUAACCUGUUUGAACCUUCACCCCAUCAACAGGGGUUAUCGAAUGCAGACCAUGACAGUGACGAUGACGAUCCGGGUGACGGUGCUGAUGGAACAGCUACUUUGACGAUGUGGGGGGAGUUUUUCGACGAGGUGUUUGAGGAUGAAGAAAUUGAUGCGGGCUACACAGAAAACGAAGCUGGUCCUGAGCUGAGAAUGUUAAGAGAACAACGUGAAGAUGAUUCGGAGGACGAGAAUGAACUGGAAAAUAUCCCUUCCCCGAUCAAGCACGAAUUUACUGUCCAUAAUGACCGAAACUUCCCACAAGAAGCGCUAAUACUCGGGGGAUUUCGUGGUCGGAAAUCAACACUUACGGAGCUAUUUGAUUGA